GUGGGGACGCCCAACGCGUCGUCCGGCGCGGAGCUGGGCCGACCCUGGCAGCUGUCUCCAGCUUGGUUGCGUGAGCCGCGGGGUUCGCGUCCAUUCUCUCCGCCCUUCGCCCUUCGCCUCGUCCCAGCCUCCGGGCCCGGCGCCGGCGUGUCAUGGUGCGGUCGGCGCGGCCUGCGCGGCCCCGCUGAGCCUCCGCGGCGGCGAGCGCGGCUCGGGGUCACCAUGCCUACCCGAGUAUGUUGCUGCUGUUCCGCUUUGCGUCCUCGCUACAAACGCCUGGUGGACAACAUAUUCCCUGAAGAUCCCAAAGAUGGGCUUGUUAAAGCCGAUAUGGAGAAAUUGACAUUUUAUGCAGUAUCUGCUCCAGAGAAACUGGAUCGAAUUGGUUCUUACCUGGCAGAAAGGUUGAGCAGGGAUGUUGUCAGACACCGUUCUGGGUAUGUUUUAAUUGCUAUGGAGGCACUGGACCAGCUUCUUAUGGCUUGCCAUUCUCAAAGCAUCAAGCCAUUUGUAGAAAGCUUUCUUCAUAUGGUCGCAAAGCUGCUGGAAUCAGGGGAACCAAAGCUUCAAGUUCUUGGAACAAAUUCUUUUGUCAAAUUUGCCAACAUCGAGGAAGACACACCGUCCUAUCACAGGCGUUAUGACUUUUUUGUGUCUCGCUUCAGUGCCAUGUGUCACUCCUGUCACAGUGAUCCAGAAAUACGAACAGAAAUUCGAAUUGCUGGAAUCAGGGGUAUUCAAGGCGUGGUUCGCAAAACAGUUAACGAUGAACUUCGGGCCACCAUUUGGGAACCCCAGCAUAUGGAUAAAAUUGUUCCAUCCCUGCUCUUUAACAUGCAGAAGAUAGAAGAGGUUGACAGUCGCAUAGGCCCUCCUUCCUCUCCUUCUGCAGCUGACAAAGAGGAGAAUCCUGCUGUGCUGGCUGAAAACUGUUUCAGAGAGCUGUUGGGGCGAGCAACUUUCGGAAACAUGAAUAAUGCUGUUAGACCAGUUUUUGCGCAUUUAGAUCAUCACAAACUCUGGGAUCCUAAUGAAUUUGCAGUUCACUGCUUUAAAAUUAUAAUGUAUUCUAUUCAGGCUCAGUAUUCUCACCAUGUGAUCCAGGAGAUUCUAGGACACCUUGAUGCUCGUAAAAAAGAUUCUCCACGGGUCAGAGCAGGUAUUAUUCAGGUUCUGUUAGAGGCUGUCGCCAUUGCUGCUAAAGGUUCCAUAGGGCCCACCGUGCUGGAAGUCUUUAACACUCUGUUGAAGCAUCUGCGUCUCAGUGUCGAGUCUGAAGCGAACGAUUUGCAGGGGGGACCUGCAGGCAGUGCCGCCUUAAACACGGCUUCCAAAGACAAUGACGAGAAGAUUGUGCAGAACGCUAUCAUCCAGACAAUAGGAUUUUUUGGGAGUAACCUACCAGAUUAUCAGAGGUCAGAAAUCAUGAUGUUCAUUAUGGGGAAAGUGCCUGUGUUUGGAACAACCACGCAUACUUUGGAUAUCAGUCAGCUAGGGGAUUUGGGAACCAGGCGGAUUCAGAUAAUGUUGCUGAGAUCUUUACUUAUGGUCACCUCUGGAUACAAAGCAAAGACGAUUGUUACCGCACUGCCUGGGUCCUUUCUGGACCCUUUGUUAUCACCGUCCCUCAUGGAAGACUAUGAGCUGAGACAGUUGGUCUUGGAAGUAAUGCAUAAUCUCAUGGAUCGCCAUGACAACAGGGCAAAGCUUCGAGGCAUCAGAAUAAUACCUGAUGUAGCUGACCUAAAGAUCAAAAGAGAAAAAAUUUGUAGACAAGACACAAGUUUCAUGAAAAAGAAUGGGCAGCAGCUGUAUCGGCACAUAUAUUUGGGCUGUAAGGAGGAGGACAAUGUUCAGAAAAACUACGAGCUGCUUUAUACUUCUCUCGCACUUAUAACUAUUGAGUUGGCCAAUGAAGAAGUGGUUAUUGAUCUCAUUCGAUUAGCCAUUGCUUUGCAGGACAGCGCGAUUAUCAACGAGGAUAAUUUGCCGAUGUUCCACCGCUGUGGGAUCAUGGCGCUGGUUGCUGCGUACCUCAACUUUGUAAGUCAGAUGAUAGCUGUCCCUGCAUUUUGCCAGCAUGUUACCAAGGUUAUUGAAAUUCGAACUAUGGAAGCCCCGUAUUUUCUGCCAGAGCAUAUUUUCAGAGAUAAGUGCAUGCUUCCAAAAUCUUUAGAGAAGCAUGACAAAAAUUUAUACUUUUUGACCAACAAGAUUACAGAGUCACUAGGUGGAAGCGGCUAUAGUGUCGAGAGAUUGUCCGUUCCAUAUGUACCACAAGUAACAGAUGAAGAUCGACUUUCCAGGAGAAAGAGCAUCGUGGACACUGUGUCCAUUCAGGUGGAUAUUUUACCCAGCAACAUCCCUUCCGAUGAUGUGGUUAGUAACACUGAAGAAAUCACCUUUGAAGCAUUAAAGAAAGCAAUUGAUACCAGUGGAAUGGAAGAACAGGAAAAGGAAAAGAGGCGUCUCGUGAUAGAGAAAUUCCAGAAAGCACCUUUUGAAGAAAUCGCAGCACAGUGUGAAUCCAAAGCAAAUCUGCUCCAUGAUAGACUUGCUCAAAUACUGGAACUCACCAUCCGUCCUCCUCCCAGUCCGUCAGGGACACUGACCGUCACUUCUGGGCAUGCCCAAUACCAGUCUGUCCCAGUCUAUGAGAUGAAGUUCCCAGAUCUGUGUGUGUACUGAGUGGCUCGGGAAGACCUCGGCAUCGGAUUUUAAAGCCUAAAAAUUAAGGUCAGGCUGUUUUCAGGGAUUGCUUAAUGCGUAGUAACGUCCUUCUUGAAGAUAACGAUGGACUUUAUCUUUAACCAAAUGCUUGGCAUACCGUAUUAGAAAUUUUGAAACUAUAUAUGAUUUUAGAGUACUUUUGAAGAUAGAUUUAUGCCAUGUUAAUUUCCUUUGUGGUUCCUGUUGGCUUUGAAGGUGAACAUGUAUUGGUAUCACAUUAUUUCAUUGUUAAACAGUGUAUUUUAAACUUCUCACAAUUAUGUGAUUUUUUAAAAAAAAUUAAGCCUUCCAAGGAUUGAAGAUGUAUGAAAUGUCUAAUGUAUUUCUUAAACAUCUAUCUACACAACUGCUCAGAAGUAGAAUUGCUUUUGUAUUUGGUUGUCUGCAAAAGCAAAAACAUACACGUGUAUUCUAAUCCUGGGACUGCAAAACUGCUCUGUGGCUUUUUGUCCCUAUGUUUUAGAUGCUGCGAAAGGCAUCCCUCGAUUUGUUUACCGUGAUAAUAUGUGAUAGACAUUCCUCCGCUUGUUUAUGGUAUGACAUUUACAGAAUAAUAUUCCUAGAAUAUGACCCUAAAAUCGCCAUACUGUAAAGUGUCUAGUUCUUGUAAUACUGUAUUUUCUGCCAAGAGUUUAACAAUUCUACUUGAGAGGCUUAGAGCUUACUCUUGGAAUACUGAACUGUGCAAUAUUUUUUACAUCGUAAGAUGUAUUAGUUUACAGACUUUGCUUUGAAAUAUUAGUAGUAUUUUGCUGUGGCUCCAUUAAUUAAAUGACUAUAUAUUUAGUAUAGAAAAAAAAAAUUUAAAACAGCUACUAGUUCACCUGUGAAGAGUUUACAUUUUGAUUUUUAUUAAAAGCACAUUAGUUUGCCAUUCUAUGUUGUGCAUCUUUUUAAAUCUUCAUAGUCAGAAAAUUACAAAAAUGGAAUUUUUAUUUGUAAAAUUUGAACUGUCACUUGUAUGCAUCUCUGUUUAGGAUUUCUUAUAUAACGUUCGAAAAGGGUGCCUGUGGUUUAGCGAUCAGGUGUGCUAAAGAUUGUUACUGUAAGUGUCUGUUGAUUCAAGCCACCAAGAUUACACGUACCGACACUCUACACGUGCCGACAGACCCGUAGUGUUUUCUUAAAAUCAUAUACAACUUGGUGAAUCCCGUCAUAUGGCAAAACGAGCAGCUUUCUUUGCAGCUCUUAUUCUCUUGGGUGUUUUUAUAAAAUAACCUGUUUAUCAUUUUACCUUUCCAGAUUUUAUUUUUUUUUACCGAAAAAAUGUACAUAUCAAAAAUUGUAGCUCAAAAAACAAUUCAGUUCUUAGCUUUAGUUUUUGUUUAAAAAAUUGCAGAAAAGAAAGGCAUAUUAAUAGCUUUCUGUUUCUGGUUAGUUGGGCACCUGUAGUAGAAACAAAAAAGUAAGGAAGCAUACUAGACAUUUUUUGAGUAUUUGAACCAAAGUACAGCAUCUUGAAACAUCUUGCAAAAGAUCUUAGUUACUUAAACCUAUGAAAUGAUACUCAAACAUCCCGAGCGCUUUGUUAAAUGUAGAUGACGAAGACCUUGUUUUCAGAGUCAUGGUGCAGUCGCCCCUGGGGUCAGAUGGCCCUGUUGCAGCUGUCACUGUAACUUUGUCUCGUGAUCAGCUAAAAUGUUUCACCAUUUAAUAGGCUAAUGUUUAUGAUUUUUAUUUUCCUUUUUUUUUUUAUCUAUUUUUAAAGGAUAUUAAUUUUUGACUGCGUUUAAAAAAAACAGGGGGACAUGCAAAAACAAUCAUCAUCCACUUGGAUGUCGUUUUAUAGAUUAACACUGUGUGCUUUUGUAUGAAAAAAUAUCUAAUUUAAUAGAAUAAGAAAAGAUAUAUAUUUGUUUGCACUCAUGUGGAACAAACUUUGCUCUAUAAAAUUUCAUGUUUUUCUCUGAUUUAUAAAUGCAUGUAUUGCAUGUAAAGGGAAAUCAUUUCAGUUAAUGUUUAUCACACCUUUUUUAUUGGUCUGUUUGUAAACUGUUGAUUUGGGUUUUGUGAGGUUUUCCUUGUUGCUGUGUUUAAGGCACAGUAGACUUCUGUAUAUUCUAGGUUACUAAUGUGGCCUUGUUAAAAGCGAUGCCCAAGGAAAGGCUCUUUCCUUUGGCUUGUCCCUCCCCGGAGCCUGCAAGUGGUAGGUGUGCUGUGCUAUAGCCAGUUGGCAGACGGAGAGUUUAGGAUAUGUCGAAGCUCACACUGUAUUGCUAUAUUUUUGUAGAUAUUUAAAACUUGUAAUAAACCGUUAAUCACUCUCUUUUUGCUGUAUGUAGUUGCUUAUAUCACUUUUUUUCUUGACAUUGAAUAGUUAACAUUUAAAUAUUCCUCCUAUACUUGCGUUGUCCUUGACUGCUUAUAUAGGGUUUAAUUGUUGAGGGAGUUCACCUGAACACACACACUCGCACACUCACACACUCACACACUUCCUUAAUGCUUUUCUAUUCAUUAUCUUUUGGAAUAAUACUGCACUUUACCAGCAAUUAACUUCUCCUCCUCAAAAUAUUUCUCUUCUUCUGUCUGAAAAUGGAACUAACGUAUCUAAUUCAUGCCGAUAUAUGUAAUAAAUGUAAUGAAAUGAGCUUUUUGAAAUGUAAAAAUUCACUGUGCAGUUAAUUCAUAUGUAAGCAAUAAAACAAAAUCAAAAUA
Pteropus alecto (black flying fox) is the source of this 5385-nucleotide messenger RNA. It is a transcript of the gene EFR3A, whose product is annotated as EFR3 homolog A. Gene Ontology annotation, biological process: protein localization to plasma membrane. Gene Ontology annotation, cellular component: plasma membrane. Lineage: Eukaryota; Metazoa; Chordata; Mammalia; Chiroptera; Pteropodidae. The transcript is spliced from 23 exons. The record is from RefSeq and is a predicted model, not a curated record. The coding region runs from base 223 to 2688 and encodes 821 amino acids.